GAUACUUGAUGUCAGUGUGAACUUCACUCCUGCUCAUGUCGGCCAUAAGUGCAUAAAAAUAAUCAACAAGUGACGUAUGAGAGGACAGAGGGAGGAGGAAGUGACACGUCACUAAUUAGAGGAAGUAGAUUCAACAUUCGUCUUGAAGACAGAACAAGUUCAGAGACGAGUAGAAGAAGAGAGACGAGAGACGGAGAGGAACGAUGGCUGAAUUCAGAUGGAUUAAAGCCUCUUUGUGUCUGAUUCUGGUGCUUCAGUUUACAGCAGCAACAGGACAACGUUAUCCCUACUUCACUGUCAGAGAUGGAGAUGAAGUCACUUUGCAUUGUGACGAUGUGAUAGAUAUGAGCUGUGAAUCUACUGAUUGGACCUUCAUUGAUUUAAGGACACCACAAGGAGUAAAGCUGGUAAAAGAAGGGCAGAUUGUUGAUGAGGCCAUAUUUAAACCAGAUAGACGACAAUUUUCAGAGAAUUGUUCUCUGGUUAUAAAGAAGGUCACAGAUGAAGAUAUUGGUAAAUAUACCUGCAAACAGUUCAGAUCAGGACAACAAGAAGGUCAAAAUGCUGAGGUUAUUCUGUCUGUUGUGACCAUUCCUCUUCUUUCUCUCACUAUGUCUCCAUCUUCACCAGUGACUGAACACAAGGACACUGAGGAGGUGACGGUGAUCUGCUCUGUUUCCACAUAUUUAUGUGCACACACAGUGAAGUGGCUGAUUGAGGGUCAAGAUAACAUGAACAUUACAAUAUCUCAGACUCGAUGCCCGGCCUCUGCUUCCUUUUCAACUUCUCAUUUUAUUCCGAUGAUUUCUGAGUUGCUCAAGUGUGAAGUGACUGAUCAUCAAGAUGGAGAAGUGAAGGUGUUUCCCUUCAGCCCUCCUCCGUCCUCAGGUGAAGAUGCAACAACAACAGCAGCAGCAACAACAACAACAGCAGCAGCAACAACAACAGCAGCAGCAACAACAACAACAGCAGCAACAACAACAGCAGAAGGCUGGUGGAGGUUGGCCAUCGUGUCCGUGGGCUUAGCAGCACUCAUAAUAACAGUUGUGGUCUUCAACGUGUGGACAAGAGCUAUAGAGAAGAAAAGACGGAUGGAUGAAAUCACUGUGCGUUAUGAUGAAGAAGAUGAAACGGUGAACUAUGAAAACAUCCGACGUCCCGAUGGAGUUUGACCAACACGUCGGCCUCCAUCAGACUCCACCGAUCGUAAUAUCCCGUGUUGCCAUGUUCCAAUUUGCUCAGAACAAUUAUGGUUAAUGAACGAGCCUUAAAUCGUCUUCCCGCAGAACAUUUCCCAGCUGAUUUGACCCUUUUAAAAACCAACCUAUUUUCUAGGUUUCUGCUUGAAAUAACAUACCCAAACUAAAAAGGGUGUAUCUCAGCAACCACAAAGGCUAUUUGAAUAAUGUUGGUGUUAUA
Molecule: messenger RNA, 1419 nt
Organism: Cyclopterus lumpus (lumpfish)
Lineage: Eukaryota; Metazoa; Chordata; Actinopteri; Perciformes; Cyclopteridae
Exons: 7
Coding region: 204-1172 (322 amino acids)
Biological process (GO): T cell activation; interleukin-15-mediated signaling pathway; positive regulation of ERK1 and ERK2 cascade
Cellular component (GO): membrane raft; external side of plasma membrane
Molecular function (GO): MHC class II protein binding; protein tyrosine kinase binding
Source: RefSeq, a predicted model, not a curated record